This is a messenger RNA of Acaromyces ingoldii, 2031 nucleotides long. RefSeq names its product alpha/beta-hydrolase. The record is from RefSeq and is a predicted model, not a curated record. The transcript is spliced from 4 exons. NCBI's taxonomy places the organism in Eukaryota, Fungi, Basidiomycota, Exobasidiomycetes, Exobasidiales, Cryptobasidiaceae. The coding region runs from base 129 to 1976 and encodes 615 amino acids.
ACGGCCCGAGCAGUGCAUCUCACUUGUACACCCUUUCAAGCUGGUCUUGCAAGGAAUCCUUUCUCUUUCGUCUCACGCCUCACGUCUCACGUCUUACACGAUCAAACACGAUCUCUUCACGGACUUCGAUGCGGCUAGCUGUCUUGGUGACGUUGGCCUUGGUUGCCUUAACGAAUGGCGCCCCAGCCCCUGCGGCGGCUCCGACCGCCAAGCUCUCCGACGGAAGCGUCCUGACCGGUGGCACCCAGGGCUCGCAGGUCUACUGGUACGGCGUCCGGUAUGCAGCUGCACCCGUUGGCAACCUUCGAUUUGCGCCCCCGAAAGCCCCACCGUCGCCAGCUCAGGGUCCACCGACGAGCCAGAGCAACCGUCGCCGGCAGUACGGCGGCAACAACACUUAUGCGGGCCAAAACCAAGCGGAGGCGGGGCAAAAGCUCUGGAACAUUGAAGAAGAUCCCGACGAGCAGACCUCUGUCCAGAAGGGUGGCAAAGUUCAGGUCCAGGCCAUCGAUUCGACGACGAAGGGACCCCGGUGCCCGCAGAGUGGCAGCGUCAGCGAUCAGGACGAAGACUGUCUCUUCAUGAAUAUUCAGCGACCUGCUUCGCUUUCCAACGGGGCCAACGUUCCCGUUCUCCUUUUUUUCCACGGUGGCGGGUUCCAGGGUGGAAGCGGCAACGACAUUGACCCCACCGCUUUCAUUCAGGCCGGCAUCGACAACAGCCAGCCCGUACUGGUAGCCACGAUCAACUACCGCCUCGGUGCACUGGGCUUUGCUUCUGGCGAGACCAUGGAGCAGCUGAGAGACAGUACACCCAGCAAUGUGGGCCUCAAUCUCGGGUUCCGUGACAUGCAGCGCGCCCUCGUCUGGACGAGGGCCAAUGUGGCUAGCUUCGGCGGUGAUCCAGACCGCAUUAAUAUCUGGGGCCAGUCUGCCGGCGCAUUUGGCGUGGGUGCCUUGCUUCUGGGCAAUCCCGACAGUCCGCCGUUCCAAGGCGCCCUCAUGCAGAGCGGUACGCCCGGUGGUCCUCCGAUUGACUCUGCCUCGACGGGGACCAAAACGGACCAGUUCAACCGGCUGCUCGAUAAUGUCGGCUGCGACCAGAACGACUCCAACGAGGGCAAGCUGUCUUGCCUGCGUUCGCAAACGUGGAAGACAAUUCGAAAGGCCAGCAUCCAGGAGCAAUCAAGAGCGAGCAGUGACUACAUUCGGGGUUCCUACCCUUGGACCGCCUGCAUCGACGGUGGCGUCUCCCGGAAGGGCUUCUUCAGCGAUCGACCUUCCGUCGUGCUCUCGCAGGGGAAUUUCGCCAAAGUGAAUCUCCUGAGCGGCAACAAUGAGGACGAAGGCACGCCGUUUGCGCCGCAGAGCUUCGAUGACGAAGAAAGUUUUGGCGAUUGGUACAAGAAGAUCUGGUUUGAGGACCCCGACUCCGAUGAGGCCAACAGCGCCUUCUCGGACCUCCUUCAGGCCUAUCCUGACGACCCCACCGUGGGCUCGCCUUAUCGGCCCAAGAAUGGUGACAACGACAACCGCUUCUUCGGCGACACCAACCAAUUCAAGCGCGCGGCUUCCAUCUAUGCUGACACUCGCUUCCAGUCGGUGCGUCGCAACUUGCUCAAGAACUACCUCAAGAAGUCCCCAAAGACAUCGAUCUACUCGUAUCACUUUGCGAACUACCGUGAUGGCGAUGCCGACUACCUGGGAAUUCCUCACGGUGCUGAUCUGGACUUUGUGCUUGGACGCAACACACAGAACCCGAGCAUGGAUGCCAAGAUUGCACAGCGCUGGAUCGCCUUUGCCACCAACGGCAACCCGAACAUCGAUGGGCUGGCAAAUUGGCCCAAGUACACGAGCAAGAACAAGCAGCUGCUCCAGUACCGGGACGGCACCUCGUCAAUUGUCCAGGACGACUUCAGAGUCGACGCCAUGAACGUCCUUAACCGUGACGACAUUCUCGCCUUGACCGGUCGUUAAUUGCGAGUUUUAUUACAAGAUCUGACAGAGGCAUGUACGAUACCAUGAUGUUCAC